GAGUACUCUUAUGAGAGCAGCAUGGUUGAAUAUCUUGACGAAUUUUCGAUAUUUUAGCAACAACUUAGCAAGCAAAUUCGAUUUCAUCAGAAGUUUGUCAAUACAUUGAUCAUUUUGCCACAAGCCUGUGAUUAGUCAUAAUGGUUCGAUCAAAAUAUCGAGUGACGUGUAGAAAAUGAGGCAACAAAUGGAAAGCAUCAUGCCUAUUUUGGGGUUUUGUUUUGUUUUGAAAUUGAUAAUAUAGAAUCCACACUGAAAAUAAAAGUUGGGCUCGUUUGCAGUCCUAUCCUAAAGACAGGUUGAGGAGGUGGUUGGAGAACCAGUGAUGUUGCCCACAACAUGGAUAGCUUUAGUUCUUGGCUUCUGGUCAACUCUUUAUCUUCUGGAUGCAUUCCUAAAGACAAAGAAACCAUGGUCCAGGAAUUAUCUGAGUUUCCUUGAAAAGACUGGACUGUCGGUGUCUAUCUGUCAGUGUCGAUGGUAUUCAAACUUCUUCAAUCGGACAUUUCUCCGUAUCGGCCAAUGGAAACCCAAUAUUUUACGACUAUGGUUUACGGUUGGUGCAUUCUUUGGUCUGGUAGCCAUGUUGAUGUCGGUGGCUAUCUUGACGUUAUUGAUUGUGAACACAUUUCGUCAGCAGCCCGUAGAACAACAAGUUUUAACACCAGUGAUGCCUGGUAUUAACCUACCAACUAGCCAGAUAUGGUAUUAUUUAUUAACCUUACUAGUUUGUGGUAUAUUACAUGAAGUUGGUCAUGCUAUAGCUGCCGUUAGAGAACAAGUAAAAGUGAAUGGUUUUGGAUUAUUUCUGUUUGUUUUAUAUCCCGGAGCUUACGUCGAUCUGUCGUCCGAACAUUUAAAUGCGGUUUCUCCGCUACGGCAACUUCGUAUAUACUGCGCUGGUGUUUGGCAUAAUUUUAUCAUUGUGAUUGGUGCUAUUAUAAUGUUGUUAUUUUUGCCGUUUAUUUUAAUGCCUUUUUAUUCGACGGGACAAGCCGUCGUUAUCACUAGUGUGUUGGAGGGAUCACCUGUAUCCGGACCACGGGGACUAGCAGUUGGUGAACCAUUGACUAGUAUAAGUGGUUGCUCGGUGACUAAUCAAGAUGAAUGGUUUGGUUGUAUUUCAUACAGUAUAAAAGAGAGGUCACUGGGUCACUGUAUGCCAACUGGUCUCAUCCAUCAAUUAAAUACAAACCCCAUAAAGACAAAUUUAACAGAGAAUAAAAAUUUAAUAGAUUGUUGUAACGUCACCAGUGAUACACAUCUUUGUUUCUCAUAUAAUACAAAAUCAUCACCAAAUACAAAUUACUAUGAAUACAAUAAGAAAUUUGCGUGUUUACCAGCGAGAACAACCACCGAUAGACCAGUAUGUAAAUUACAGUCAGAUUGCUAUGCACCAAAACUUGAGCUGGUGUGCGCCUACCCAUUGGUGGAUAAUCAAACCAAAUUACUACGCAUAAACCACGGUCGUAAACCACCAUUAUUGUUUUUAGGACAUCCACUAGACUUACAUUAUUCUGUGAUGGUUAGCAAUUACGUACCAAAUAAUUCAUAUGUUCCUAUUCAUCUUCCUUAUAUGGUCGAAACAUUUUGUAAAUAUUUGAUAUCAUUAUCGGGAGCUUUAGUUAUUUUAAACGUGGUUCCUUGUUACGCUUUAGACGGACAGUUUAUCUGCCACGCCUUUAUAGAACUUAUGUUUAAAAGUACUGUGCCUGAUCGUGAAAUGCGGGGUCUCAUUUUUACGUUAAUAAUACUCUAUGGAACGUGUUUAUUGGGGUUAAAUGUCGUUAUGGCCAUGUGGACGUUAUUUUUCGCUUGAAUUCAUUGGAUGUCAGAAGUGGAUUAAUUUGCAUAAUCAAUUUGUGUGCGUUGUAAAAAAUAAUGCUGAUCGUGAGAAUUUAGGAUGGUGUGAAAGAUUGGAUGGCUGUGGGAAUUUAUUUAAGAUGGACGGCUAAUAGCCCUCAGAUGUCAAAAGCAGGGUUCUGAAUCCAUUUUGAAAGGAACCAACCAGAUUACCGAGUUCUUUUGUUAGUGAACUGAAAGCAAUAUUCCAGUAGCUUAUUCAGCAGGAAAAGGUCAGAUAUUAAGUUGGGACGCUAAGUGACAGAAUGGUAUCAAAUCCUCAAAAUGGUAUCAAACUCUCAAAAUGAUAUCAAACCCUCAAAAUGGUAUCAUGCCUCCAAAUGGUAUCAUUCCUCCAAAUGGUAUCAUGCCUCUAAAAAAGGUAUCAAACCUCCAAAAUGGUAUGAAACCCCCAAAAUGAUAUCACUAAUCCAAAACAGUAUCACAUCUCCAGAAUGGUGUCAAACCCCAGAAAUGGUAUCAAACCCUCAAAAUGGUAUCAAACCCCAAAAUUGUAUCAAACCCCCAAAAUGAUACCACUCAUCCAAAACAGUAUCGCAUCUCCAAAAUGGUGUCAAACCCCUGAAAUGGUAUCAAACCCCAGAAAUGGUACCAAACCCAAAAAUGAUAUCAAACCUCAAUGGUAUCAGGUGGUUGGAAGCAGAGAUAUUAAUUGGCUGAAGCACCUCCUGCUUGUUGGACCUCUCAACAUGUUGUUAAACCUCCAUGGAAAGAAUUUAUUGUGGGAUUAUAGUAACAGAAUUUAAAUAUUUGGAUGGUGGAAAGAUAAUAGAUUAAUCUCGGCCAUUUCGAACAAAUCUGUGUACAGACUUAGAUUGAGUAUCAGUUUCUAGUGAAUGCUGGAUGUGAAUAAAUUAAUUAACACCUUUCUACUCACCUGAUAGAGAGGUUUAAACAUGGGAUGUGAAAAAAUUAACACCUGUCUACUCACCUAAUAGAGAGGUUUAAACUGGGAUGUGAAUAAAUUAAUUAACACCUGUAUACUCACCUGGUAGAGAGGUUUAAACGUGGGAUUGAAUAAAUUAACACCCAUCUAUUCACCUGAUAGAGAGGUUUAAACCUGGGAUGUGAGUACAUUAAUCAACACCUGUCUACUCACCUGAUAGAGAGGUUUAAGCAUGGGAUGUGAAAAAAUUAGCACCUAUCUACUCACCUGGUAGAGAGGUUUAAACGUGGGAUUGAAUAAAUUAACACCUGUCUAUUCACCUGAUAGAGAGGUUUAAACCUGGGAUGCAAAUAAAUUAAUUAACACCUGUCUACUCACCUGAUAGAGAAGUCUUAGUCGGGAGUUCAGGGCGGAGCUUAGUCAGGAGGUGGGUGCGAGGGCGUAGCUCUUAGUUAGUCGUCUGCUGAGUGUAGAGCUUAGUCACCAGGUGAAGUUGGAGUGCCGAGCUCAGUUAUGCAAUAAUUUAGUAUCAGCAAUGUUAAGAAAGAGUUUUUGUAAAAUUUGUAUGUUUUAAUUAAAGUCACCACACCACAAGGCAGAUUCAAUAUGUGAAUUUGUUAAUAUUCUGGGAUAUAGUAAAACUUUAAUUUUAUAGAUACUUGGUAGAAAGUUUAGUUUUGCCCGGUUUUCAUUAAAUCUGAUUGGUGCAAAAAGUAGGACGACGUUAAAUCCCAUUAAAUCCCACCCAUUUCGUUAAAUUAGUUUUGUUACCGAUUUUAGUAUUUUUUAGGAGUGGCUUCGUAGAACAAUUUCACAUUUACCGCUUUUUUUCUCUAAAAAUAGAACACACUACACUACACUGUAAUCCGGGUAUCAUUUAAUCUUGUGUAUUUAGUAUAAAUUUCUUUCACAUUCAUUUAAUGUUAGAUCUUUGUUUAAAAAUAUUCAUAAAAAUCAUUUAAAAUGAGAUCUUCUUUGAUUGGCACUCAGUAAUUGAACAUAUUAACACAAGGUACAAUUUUAUAGAUACACAAUUACUGAGUUUAAUACUAAGCGACGAAAAAGGCGAUAAAGACGAGACUAUCCUCGUCGAAACGACGCUUAGUAUUAAACUCAGUAAUUGUGUAUCCAUAAAAUUGUACCUUGUGUUACAAAUGAGAUGAUUUUUGGUGAUUUUAAACAAUUUUUAUGAAUUUUUAAACAAAGAUUUGACAUUGAAUGAAUGUAAUAGAAAUUAAUGAUAACUACACACGAUUAAAUGAUACAGAAGAGUAUUUAUCGGGUGGUUAUUUCCAAUAAAAGUAGGAGCGUUGGAUGGCCGAAUUGUUAGCUCGCGCACACUGUAUAAUACGGUCUGUCAUUGAGUCAACUGGCAGGGUUUCGAAUCCCCGGUUGUACGUGACAAGGAGUAGGGUCACCUGUCUAACCUCGUGGGUUUUCUCCGGGUCCUUCGGUUUCCUCCCACUGCAAAUUAUUGAAAUAAAAUUGAACCAUUUGUUAGUCUCAAAAUGACCUAGUUUGUGUCGAGUGGACGUUAAACCACAUUUCUCUCUCUCUCCAAUAAAAGUAUGGCAAUUUUUGUAUGAAUGGAAAGUAGAAACAUCCAAUCUUACUAGAAAAAUACUGGAUUCCAUGAUUAACACCCAUGGAGUGCAUACAGGGCAAAAAUGUCAGGGUUUCCCUAGCAGCGGCAACCCAACGAUUAGUGAUGUUUGCUCGAGUAACGUCAGAGGUAGCACACUAAGGUUGUCUAAUCACCCAGCAUUAGUGAGCGCUUGAUGUAUAUGUUGAU
This is a messenger RNA of Patella vulgata (common limpet), 4541 nucleotides long. RefSeq names its product membrane-bound transcription factor site-2 protease. The transcript is spliced from 10 exons. The record is from RefSeq and is a predicted model, not a curated record. Gene Ontology annotation, cellular component: cytoplasm; membrane. Gene Ontology annotation, molecular function: metalloendopeptidase activity. The coding region runs from base 326 to 1819 and encodes 497 amino acids. Gene Ontology annotation, biological process: membrane protein intracellular domain proteolysis; regulation of response to endoplasmic reticulum stress. NCBI's taxonomy places the organism in Eukaryota, Metazoa, Mollusca, Gastropoda, Patellidae.